AUGGAAGCUUGGCUGCUAGACGCUGCCACGUCCUCCGUAUGCACACCACAGUUCUCCUUACCACUUAACGUGCUCUUCUUUGCUGAUGCAGGUCGCGAUUUCCGAGCAGCUGCAGCCACUUUUGACUGCGCAGGAGACGCCGACCUCAUGCCACGAUCCAACCCCUGCCCGUUCUUCGGUGCAAAGCUCGAUUCCACAGUCAGCGGCGGUAAUGGACCAGUGUACGGCGUGUAG
Peronospora matthiolae is the source of this 234-nucleotide messenger RNA. Lineage: Eukaryota; Oomycota; Peronosporomycetes; Peronosporales; Peronosporaceae. The record is from the annotation of a GenBank genome assembly.